UCCGGAUCAGUGCGGGCGGGGGCGGAGCCCAGCGUGGGUCAAUUGGCCCGGACGGUACCGAGCGGUACCGGGAUGCGGCUGCCGGCGGCGGUUCGGGACCGCGUGGCCGCGGUGCACCGGGGCUCGGCGCUGCCCGAACGGCUGCGGCUCUACGACGGCUGGGCCGCCCGCUACGAGCAGGAUGUGGCGGCUCUGGAGUACCGGGCACCGCAUCUCGCCGCCGCCUCGCUCGCCUUCGCCUUCCCCGCGCCGCAUGCGGGGGCGCGGCUGCUCGACGUGGCAUGUGGCACCGGGCUCGUAGCGCGGGAGCUCCACCGGCGCGGGUUCCGCUGCCUGCACGGCGUGGACGGCAGCGUGGGGAUGCUGGAGCGGGCACGAAGCACCGGGCUCUAUCAGGAGCUGCGGCUGUGCGUCCUGGGCAGGGAGCCGCUGCCCGCGCCCGCAGAGCACUACGACGCCGUGACGGUGGUGGGAGCCCUGGGCGAGGGGCAGGUGCCGAACACGGUGCUGCCGGAGCUGCUGCGGGUCACCAAGCCGGGCGGCUUCCUGUGCCUGACUACGAGGAGCAACCCCUCGAACCUGCGGUACAAGGCGGAGCUGGAGGCAGCUCUGGGGCAGCUGGAGCAGAGAGGAGCCUGGCAGAAGCUGCUGGCCCAGGAAGUGGAGUACUGGGAGAGGGCCACCACCGAGGAGGAGAGUACCCAGGGCACUGGCUACAUCUCCGGGAUGGUCUACAUCUACCAGAAGUGCCCUGUUCCCAACCUCGAGGAGGGCUGAGAGCUAGCACGGCUCUGGAUGGGGGGGACUGAGCCAGCCCUGAGGUGCCAGAGCCUCCACAUCCAGAGUCAAAGCAGCAGUGCCAAGGUGACUCCCAGCUGGAGAGGCUUUCCAAGUGCCACAUCUGCCUUGCAUCCCACAACAGCUGCUUGAAUCUCAUUUUCCCACAGCUUUGUAGUUAAUGUUCAGGGAAGGGAAAUGAGUUUGGAAGGGAUUUGGAGAGCUGGCAGCUGCUCCCCACCCCGGAGCCAUCCAGCACUGCCUGCCCAGCCUGUUUCCCCAGCCCCUUGCUGGGCUGCCUUCACAAUUCCUCCUCCACUGCUCCCUUGGGAAGUUUUUUACUCAAAUCUCUUCCUGGAAUAUUUGGAGUUUUUUUCAUUUUUCCCUUCCCUCAGACCUGUUCCUGCUUAUCCUGUUCCCAUGUUCCUGGAGAAGAGAUUGCAUCCUUCCCCUCAGGAGCUGUUCCUCAGUGUUAGGAAGUGGCUGUGUCUGUCCCUGUUCCUCACCCAGGACAUCCCACAUCUUCCACACUUGCCCUCCUCAUGGCUCUUGUCACCCUUCUGCUUUGUCCCCCAUGUUUUCGGGUCCCUGUGCCCAUCAGUAGCUGUCCUACUGCUCCCUCCCCCUUUGUCUCCAACACUGUCCCCUGGGCAGCUGGGAGUUGUGGCUGUUCCCAGCCCUGCACUUGCCUGUUCAAUAAAGCCCUGUCCCUGCUGACUA
This is a messenger RNA of Haemorhous mexicanus (house finch), 1497 nucleotides long. It is a transcript of the gene METTL27, whose product is annotated as methyltransferase like 27. Bases 73 to 777 code for a protein of 234 amino acids. The transcript is spliced from 6 exons. The record is from RefSeq and is a predicted model, not a curated record. Gene Ontology annotation, molecular function: S-adenosylmethionine-dependent methyltransferase activity. Lineage: Eukaryota; Metazoa; Chordata; Aves; Passeriformes; Fringillidae.